CUUUCAGAUCAUUGGUCUCGAAGGCAUUCCUGUGUAUACGCAAUUUUUUCUCAGAGAUCAAAAAUGGUAUUUUGGUUGGUUUUUAUGCGAUCUAUGGUUAAUGGUGGAUUAUGUCGUGUGCCUUGCUUCAAUCUAUACGGUUCUCGGCAUUACUAUCGAUAGGUAUUGUUCCGUAAAAUAUCCAGCAGCUUAUAGAAACUGGAGGACUCCAGGCAGGGUCAUUCUUAUUAUAGCAGUUGUUUGGCUGAUUCCUACAAUAUUAUUCGGCUUGUCCGUAUUUGGAUAUGAUAAAUUCACUGGUAAAAGAAAGUUGAAAGACGAUGAAUGUUACGUACAGUUUAUGACGAAUCCAAUUUUAAACAUGGGAAUGUACAUAUCGUACUAUUGGUCGACUUUAUUUGUUAUGCUUUAUCUUUACUGGGGAAUUUAUAGGGCUGCCAAGCUUCUUGCUGCAAAAAAUGAACAGAAAAACAAACGGCUUGCGAUUCUCAAUGAAAUGAGAGCUCCAAAACAAGAUAUUGUAUCGACCGCCACAGGUAAAAGUAGUGAGCAGGAUACACCGCCUGAAACACAAAAUUCAGCUCAUUCGAAGUGA
Messenger RNA from Dracunculus medinensis (Guinea worm), 595 nucleotides. The record is from the annotation of a GenBank genome assembly. NCBI's taxonomy places the organism in Eukaryota, Metazoa, Nematoda, Chromadorea, Rhabditida, Dracunculidae.